CGCUCUCAGCCAAUAGAAAAGUUCACCCUGAACGGGACGCUCCGGCGGGUGGGCUUGUUUCUGGGGGCGAUGCGGUUCGGGUUCAUGCUUUCCAUGGAGACAGACUACUGAUUUCUCCUUUUUUGUUGUUGUUUUUUCUUCCCAGUCCUUCUGUCUCGAAGCCCACUCCAGUUCAUGCCCUGUCCAUCCUCCUCCUUCUCUCCUUCUUCCUUGCCCCCCGUCUUUCCAUCCAUUUAAUUUACUCGGUUGCACAGACUCUCCUUGCUGACCAUCAUGGCUUCCACACCUUUAUUACUGCUGGGCCUCUUCUCCUCUGUGUCCGUCACAUUGGCGGUCUUAUUUGGUGAACCCAGAAUAUAUGGAGAGGACGCCACAGGUUAUGGUCCCAUUUUUGAAGAAGAGCCUAUGGAUGUGGUCUACACCGAUGACUCACCCGAUAAGAGGAUCUCCAUGAACUGCAGGGCCCGCGCAAAUCCUCCAGCUACGUACAGGUGGCGCCGGGAUAACUGGGAGAUCAAGCUGAUGGAACAACCCGAUGAACACUACAGCCUGGUUGGAGGAAACCUGGUUAUCACGAACCCGAUCCAGAAGAAACACGCUGGGACGUACACGUGUGUGGCCCGUAAUAUCUACGGCACCGUUCUCAGCAAGGAGGCCCGAAUCAAGUUUGGAUAUAUUGAGGAGUUUCCUGAUGAAGAGAGGGAACCAGUGUAUGUCAAAGAAGGCCAGGGAGCAGUUCUGCUGUGUGUCCCACCAAAAGCCUGGCCACAAGAAGUAAGCUAUCGCUGGAUCUUCAACGAGUUCCCAGUAUUCCUGCCCACAGACCGCCGUCGGUUCGUCUCCCAGAAGACAGGGAACUUGUACAUCGCAAAGGUUGAAGCUCAGGAUGCUGGAAACUACUCCUGCUUCGUCUCCAGUCCUAUCAUAGGAAAGAGCGUCUACUCCAAGUUCAUCCCUCUCAUCCCUUUACCUCCAGAAGACGGUGAGGAGAGAAAAUACCCAGCUGACAUUAGGGUGAAGUUUCCAGUCACUACUGCAAUGCUGGCCUCCAAUAUUACGUUGGAGUGCUUUGCUCUUGGAAAUCCCAUCCCACAUAUUGUGUGGAGGAAGGUGGACGCCACUGACCUCCCUGCAAACCAUGAGAUCAGUGAAUCAGGCGCUGCGCUUCAUCUGUACAAUGUUCAAUAUGAGGACGCUGGAUCAUACGAAUGCGAAGCCAUCAACACCAAAGGAAAGGACUGGCAUAAAAACUGGCUUUAUGUGGAGUCUGCACCUGAAUGGGCAGAAACAAUCAACAACACUCAAGUGGACAUUGGAUCAGAACACACAAUGCGCUGCGUGGCUUCAGGAAAACCUUUCCCUUUCAUCCGUUGGUACAAGGAUGGAUAUAUGUAUGGCAAAGGCGAGCUGAAGUUUUCCAGUCUAACUUUUGAUGACUCUGGGAUGUACCAGUGCAUUGCUGAGAAUUACCGGGGCAUCAAAUAUGCCAACGCUGAGCUGCGAGUUGUUGCCUGGGCUCCAACUUUCGAGCUCAACCCAGUGAAGAAGUAUCUUCUUGGAGCUAGAGACAGACGCGUGGUAAUAGAGUGUAAGCCAAGAGCCGCUCCGAAACCUCGAUUCACCUGGACAAAGGGCAAAGAGCUCCUCUUCAACAGUUCACGUGUUUCUGUCAUGUUCGAUGGGAGCCUGGAGAUCCGCAACGCCACCAAAAAUGACGAAGGCCUUUACACUUGCUUCGCUGAGAAUGACAGAGGCAAGGCCGACAGUUCAGGAUAUCUUACCAUCACAGAGGCAACAAGUAUAACUGUAGCACCUGAAGACUCCGAAGUUAGAGUUGGAGACGAGGUGAUUCUUCACUGUGCUGCUUCAUACGACCCCAUGCUGGACAUCACUUUCAUCUGGGCCAUUGACUUCAGAGUCAUUGACUUCAAUGCUGAGUGGCCACACUAUGAGCGGGUAAUGAGUGAAGAUGGAGUCGGUGACUUGAGGAUAAAAAAUGCACAGAUUUGGCAUGAAGGUCGCUACACUUGCACCGCUCAAACCGUGGUGGAUGACGACACCGCUUACGCUGACCUGAAAGUCGUAGGUGUUCCCGGGCCUCCUGGUGUGCUCCGGAUCGAGGAGAUUGGCGACACCUGGGUGAAACUUUUGUGGUCCAAACCAGCUGAGCACAACAGCCCCAUCCUGUACUACACUGUCCAGACCAGACACUUCUGGGCUUUGAAUGAAGACGACUGGAGGAAUGCCAGCACAUCUCCAAGCUUUCUCGAUGGGACUCUAGAGAAAGCAGACGUCACAGACUUAUACCCUUGGAUGGAGUACCAGUUUAGGAUCAUCGCCACCAAUGAGUAUGGAUCCGGGGAGGCCAGUAUACCUUCCCUUAAGAUCAAAACAUGGGAUGCCCCUCCAGUCGUUUCUCCCACAGACAUCGCAGGAUAUGGAGGUAGAAAUGGCGAGAUUGUCAUCACGUGGAACCCUGUUCAGCCCUGGUAUUUCUAUGGCAAGAAAUUUGGGUACAUUGUUGCGUUAAAGCCUCACAAUGCCUACGACUGGUUUUACGAAACCAUCUCGGACCCUGAGACGAGACGACACGUUCACAGAGACUCCUACUUCAUUCCGACCGACGAGGACUUCCUGGUGCGAGAGUUCCAGGUGAAGAUAAAGUCAUUUAAUGUUAAAGGAGAUGGACCGUACAGCCUCACCAAGGUCAUCUAUUAUCCAAGAGAUGUUCCAAUAGAACCUCCCACAGAUGUCUAUGCCAGGCCCGUGUCUUCCACUGAAGCUGUGGUUUGGUGGCUGCCUAUAGUUGAUACUGGAACCGGCCUGCAGCAGUACAUUGAGGGAUACCAGAUCAAAUACUGGAGAAAGUAUGACGAUCCAGAGCCUGGGGCAAAUCGCAUAUUCGUUCCAGCUACAGUCAAUCAGACCCGGCUGGAGAACAUGCUGCCAGAUUCGCACUACCUCAUUGAGGUCCGGGCGUUCAACGGAGCAGGUCUUGGACCGCCCGGUGAACACUGUGAGAUGUUCACAAAGAGGCCACCUCCCUCUGAGCCUCCCAGAAUGUGGCGCUACGUCACCUGGACCGGACAAUGGCUGUACGUGUGGUGGGAUCAUAUCCAGUAUGACUGGUUUGGAAAUGUUUCUUUCCCCCUGUACUACAAGGUCAUGUUUAGAAAGACAGGGUACAUCUACGGGAAGGUCUACAUCACUGGCUGGCACUUUAUGGACUUCCCAAUGCCUCAGCUUGGAGACUAUGAACUGAUGGUUCGUGGUCGCUAUGAAGGGGGAGAUGGCCCAGUCAGGAUGAUAAGUAUUAAGGGUAAAGCAUCUCUGACCACACCCACAAUCAGUUUCUUAUCCUUGUUGCUGCUGGCGCUGUGUAUUACAGGUUUGUAAAUUUAAGUGUGAAGCAAAUAUAUUGUAUAUAAUGGACUUUGGAAGGAAAAUAAUAGGACCUAGCAGAUGAUUGAGUUGUCAUGAGAAAUCUUUACAUGGUAGUUCAGUAAUUAGUAUCUGUUUUUACAGUAUUUGUGACAAUACACUGAAGAUUUUUGAUUUCCAAAAUUAAAAUGGAUUAUCAGCACUUAUUCUGGACCAUGUACUGUACAAAAACAACAGUAUAAUAUCUAAAUGGAAAAGUGAGAAUUUUAGCUGGAUUUUUUUGGAAACACAAUAUCAAAAGUGUUUAAAACACAGAGACGCUUUUCAUGAUAAAUAAAGACAAAUGACAACUCCUGGAGCCUAUAUUUAAAACACUAUUUAGAUUGAAAUAAAUGUAUAGAAAGACCACUAUGCUGCACAAAAAAUACUUGUUCUUGUGAUCCUUUUACUUAGUUUAUUGUGGGUGUUUUUUUUUGUUGAAAAUGUUGAAACGGAGCUUGCACUCAAAACAUUACGAACCAUAUUUUUCUAAUCAAGUACUGUACUGAAUAUGGAAAAGUUUUAGGAGCUUCACAUUAGCUAAUAUGAGCUAACGUGAGCUUUUCUGUGUGGCUUUCACUGGCGUAAAAGCCCCACAUACACAGGGAAGACAUGCAAACAGCACACAGUUUUACCAACUUAGAGACGUUUUCUCUGUGCUUAACAAGUUUUCAGACAGCUCCAACGAAAAAAAAUGCAACAAAUCUAUCAAUGUUUUCCUUUAAGACUAUUGAGUCAAAUCACUUUAAUUUUACUUUUACGAACAACCUGUGGUUUCUACGGUGCCCACUUCCAAACCAUUCACUGGCGGACUAGUUCUCAUGGAACAGUCCCUCUCAGCUGCAGUCAGAGCCAAGCUCCUUGUCUAAAUGAAUAUUAUUUUCUAGUAACAACCAAUAACUGCUUCUCUUACUGAGGAGUUGGCAUUGGAGUAGCAACUGUAGUGAGCAAUAGCUUGUACUUAUAUCUCCUUAGAAUUUUAAGGGUCAGCGUUAUCUUAGGUAGACAGACUUAUUCUCUACUGUGAACUAAAGCUAUUUGACCAACCCACUGACAUUAACAUUAUUAUACAGCAUCAUUUUCAACUUUUUCAUUUCUGAUUCACUGAGGUCUGAUCAGGUCUUUGUAGAGUUCAAAAUGGUGGACUGAGAAGAAUAACAAGCUUCCCUCUCUCUGCAGCCCAACCUUUGGGUCACAAUAUUUGACAAAGUGUUUAACACUUUCUGUCCAAACAGCAUAAACCCAGCAGUUUUUUGUACAUAUUACAACAUUAAAGCCAUGUAUAGGGAGUUUGACUGAUGUAUAGCUAUAUAUGUAUUGUAAUGCCACUUUCCUUUAUGUAAAGCUGGAAAACUAUUAAACAGAUUUCAACAGUCUUGAUGUUAUUUUAUGAUAUUCUGUGCUCACCUCAAGAUGUCAGGUUUGAGGUUCAGCACAUUAGAAUUGACUGAAAAUGUAAAAACCAAAUAUGUUUGGUAAAAAUAAGACUCAAUUAAAAUAAAUGUGGAGUCUCAGAAAACAAAUUUCAAUGCAAUAUUUGCAAUCUCACCCACAGACCAUGAAAUAGGUAUUUACUGGUGUAAGACUUUAGUUGUAUAAAAACAAACAAGAAAGCCCAAUAAAACUCUCCAA
Gambusia affinis (western mosquitofish) is the source of this 5052-nucleotide messenger RNA. It is a transcript of the gene cntn1b, whose product is annotated as contactin 1b. Gene Ontology annotation, biological process: cell-cell adhesion; brain development. Lineage: Eukaryota; Metazoa; Chordata; Actinopteri; Cyprinodontiformes; Poeciliidae. Gene Ontology annotation, molecular function: cell-cell adhesion mediator activity. Bases 274 to 3396 code for a protein of 1040 amino acids. The transcript is spliced from 24 exons. The record is from RefSeq and is a predicted model, not a curated record.